Molecule: messenger RNA, 2487 nt
Organism: Cladocopium goreaui
Lineage: Eukaryota; Dinophyceae; Suessiales; Symbiodiniaceae
Source: the annotation of a GenBank genome assembly
AUGGAGUCCAGUGGAUGUUUUCUCUCCAACCAUGACCAAAACAACGAUGGAUUCCAGGCCAAAGCGCCCAACUUUGCAUUGGCCUGGCAGUUUGUAUCCAGCCUUUCGGUGCGGCAGCGCAAGCGGCACAAGCGACACAAGCGGCGCAAGCGGCGCAAGCAGCGCACGCACACCGCGCAGCAGCGCAUUCUCCCAAUGUUCCACGGGCAGGCACGAAUUGGGGCAAGUGCCGUUGCACGGGCAUUGAUCGUGUUCACCACAGGUUGGGCGAUUAGGUCAGUGAACUCUUUACAGGGCCAACUCUUGACUGUUGCAGAUCACUCUGCAGGAUGCACGGCCCCACCCAACAACAGGGUGCAACUAGGGAAGGCGGCUCCAUGGAACCGCAUGGAAACAUCCCCGUGGCCCAACUCGCCUCCGCAUGUGAUCCGGAUCCAAAGCCCUCUCUACAAAGAUUCUCAGUCCCCCCGUUUUCUGAUGAAACAUCCCUCGCAUCCUCAGCUCCAUUCAGCUUCAGCGCAUGCACCUCCUGGAGGGAUGCAUCCAAUGAGAUGGUCCGGGGGCACCACCCAGGUGUCACCCAGACUCCGGACGUCCUCUCCUCCACCGCAGCAGCCAUCACCGCAGCAGCAGUCACCGCAGCAACCACCGCAGCCGCGGCAGAGUCACCUCCUUCCUGUGGCCUUGGCCAACUCUGUGGCGGCAGCAGCUGCUGCGGCACAUGCAGCUGGCCACAGCCAGGAGCAUCCGGAGAUGCCAGGGAUGCACCCGCCGUCAGGGCACCCUGUGCCACUGGGGCAACAUGGGCCACCGGGGCAGCCUGGGCAGCCUGGGCAGCCUGGGCAGCCUGGGCAAGCUAUGAUCCAGGUGCAACAGAUGCAACAAAAGAUGCAGAUGCAGGUUGGUCAGGUUCCACAUCCGCAGAUCCAGAAGCAGAUGCAACUGCAGCAAAUGCAGAUGCAGCAGUUUCAGCAAUUGCAUUCACAGCCUGGUCAAUCCGGGCAGGUUCAUUUGAUCCCUCCGAUGCUUGCGGACCCCCAGCAGACUCAACCAUUGGAUGCCAGUUCCGUUAUUCGGAAACCUUCCUCAGACAUCACUCAAGUGCCAUCGCGAAGAGCCUCAAACGCGACCCUGUCACCAGCUGGAUCGCCACUGCUGACCACGAGAGCUGUUGCGACCGUACACUCACCAUAUGCUGAAGGCAAAAGCACAGCGCCCACACAGCUGCUUUGGGCGCUGCAUGUGGAGGCCGCCUCCCAGAGUUUGCUUCACCAGUGGGAGGCACGUUGCGAACUUCCUGUGACUCAGCGGGUGGGUCUUCUGUUCCAGAAGGACUUCUUCACUUCCAUCCUGAGCGAAGAGGAGGUCUCCAUGGUGGACAGGGAGCAGUUCCAGAUUUGGGCGGUCGACAGCAAUGGCAGUGAUCGCUCCUGCUCCUUUUUCUUGACGAACUUUAGUUCCAAUGGCACCAUGGUGAACAACCAGCUCUUGUGCAUUGGUGGAGAGCAGGUGCCCUUGAAGGAUGGCGACCGGAUCGCACUGCUGCGAGAACGUGGCGCUGGGAUGGAGACGCUGUUGGAGUUUCGAUUUGAUCUGUCAGGAUCGAUCCUGAAGGACUUGGCUGCUUGGCUGCUGCCUUCACGGCUGGCGGCUCGACCCAGUGCGCUUCCAACGUUGGCAUCGAUCCCGAGCGCGGUGGCAGAGCCGUCUCCUCCCACACCGCGCGAGGCGAUGCCUCAGCCAGAGUUAUUUUCCGCAGAGAAAAAGGAGGACCCGGAUGAGGCGAGUCCAAGGCCUUCAGCAGAGGGAGUAUCCUUCCUGGGUGUGCGCCCAUUGCCACUCUUCUCUCUGGAGUUGGGUGGAGAGGGCCUGCAGGAUGAUGUGCGGGAGGAGGACUUGAAGAUCAUCCAUGGACCAGUUGCCAAGACUGAGGGCGUACCUGGAAGUUGCCUUCCACUGUUGCUGGGGCGCUCGGCGCAACGCAGCUUUUGGCAGCGAAUCUUGUGCUCCAACGCCUUCUAUGCAAUGUCGCGGCAGCACUUGCAAUUCGAGGUCGGCGAGGAGUUCUCUGUGUCCUCCAGCGCAACUUUCUACGUCAGGAACCUGAGUUCGUCUAACCCAGUACGAAUCUGCAGGACAAGCCUGCAAGAAGAGAUGCAAGUUGCUGUUCCGCUUGAGAUGGGUGCAAAGAGGCAGCUUCAAGACAGGGACGUGAUCGUCUUGAAUCCUGUCCAGGGAUAUAGUUUGUGGUUGAUCUUCUCUGAUCUGUGGGCAAAGCGUACGGACGCUCCUGAGAAUGGUGCCAAUGUGGCUGAACCAAAAUGGAUUGCGUUUGCUCGAAGACAGCUGACUGAUGUGGCAGGGCACGCAGGGCACACUGAAUGAACAAGGCUAAAGCGGCUAAAGGCUACCGUCUUCGCAGCUGUAGGAUGGUUUCCGGAUGCUCGCUACCAGUAGUUGCAAGACUUUACCCUUGUUUGGCUCAAC